AUGGGAGAGAACUCGAGUUCCGAUGGGAGGAGAAAUGAAUUUAUCAUUGGACACCGCCCGUCUCAAGAAUACAAAGAAGAAGAAGAAGACCACUCCAGAAGGAUUUGUCUCUCUUUUGUGUUCGUUUAUUCUAGCGCCCAAGGCCCAAGGCCCAAGGCCCAAGGCCCAAGGCCCAAGGCCCAAGGCCCAAGGCCCAAGGCCCAAGGCCCAAGGCCCAAGGCCCAAGGCCCAAGGCCCAAGGCCCAAGGCCCAAGGCCCAAGGCCCAAGGCCCAAGGCCCAAGGCCCAAGGCCCAAGGCCCAAGGCCCAAGGCCCAAAGCUCAAGGCCCAAGGCACAAGGCUCAAGGCCCAAGGUCCAAGGCACAAGGCUCAAGGUCCAAGGCACAAGGCUCAAGGCGUUGAAAGGUCGCUUUUUCGAAAUUAA
Messenger RNA from Caenorhabditis briggsae, 423 nucleotides. Bases 1 to 423 code for a protein of 140 amino acids. The transcript has 3 exons. NCBI's taxonomy places the organism in Eukaryota, Metazoa, Nematoda, Chromadorea, Rhabditida, Rhabditidae. The record is from RefSeq and is a predicted model, not a curated record.